This is a messenger RNA of Maniola jurtina (meadow brown), 654 nucleotides long. RefSeq names its product OV-16 antigen-like. Lineage: Eukaryota; Metazoa; Arthropoda; Insecta; Lepidoptera; Nymphalidae. The record is from RefSeq and is a predicted model, not a curated record. The coding region runs from base 1 to 654 and encodes 217 amino acids. The transcript has 4 exons.
AUGAUAGCAAGGAGUUGUGUGCUAGCCAACCCGGACUGUUGCGAAACAGAUGAUAUAGGUGAUGAUCUACUACAAUUAACUAUACGAUUACAGAUAGAUGGUAUUAUUCCUGAAGUAUUUCCCUCGCCUCCUGAAAGCAUAGUAGGGGUGAGCUUUGAAUCGGUUGCAGUUGAAAGUGGCAAUUGUAUAUCUCCACUUCAAACUAUACUUGAACCUGUUUUGGAUUUCCCAGACGUUAAGAAUGGUACUUACACAGUUGGCUUCUUUGAAGUGGAUGUUCCGAGUCGUUUGGUGUCAUUACUGAGGUUUGGCAUCAUCGGUCUAUUCCUUAACGUGAAAGGGGUACAAGGGGAACCGUUUGUCCCAUCAAGUGGGUUCUCACUAGCUCCUUAUAUUGGUCCUGCCCCUAUAGUGUGCUCUGGACCACACCGGAUCGCUGUCGGUGUAUACCAACAAGAAAAGGACAUCAAUACCAAUUCUCGCGAUUUAAUAAACGUGAGCGUCGAGCGGGUGAGGUUCGACUUGGCGACAUUCGUCAGCAACUACUCGCUGGGCAACCCCGUCGCUGCUAACUACUGGAUUUCCGACAAUUGUUGCUCCGUAGACUAUAAUAACUGUUGCAACACAAAUGAAGUUAGUUGCAAUGACGACUAA